AUGGGUAUAGUCUGUUCCAGGCUUCACAUGGUUCUUGAGCCAGCGAGGAGAGACAGAGGCAGGACGGGGCUGGCCCAGCCCUCGGCAGCUGUUUAUUUCAAGACAGUCUCUCGGUCUCCUGCAGCCAGGGCUCAGCCCCGCCGAGCCGCCCGGCUAUGCGAGGCACCGGCCGCAGCCGACCCAGCCGGGCCCCCCCAGCCCCGGGCUCCUUCGCGCCGGCUGGCCCUAGGGCGUCCGCCCGCAAGUGAAGAAUAUGAGACAAGGUGGUUGCUGAGUGAAGAAACUGUUGCCUCUGCUAUGGAGUCAGGUACCUGUGUAAUGCUCCCACUGGUUUCCUGCCUCCACUCGCUGCAGCUCUGGACUGUCCUGCUUGUGGCCUUAGCAGUCUCUUCACAUGGCGUUUGGUCUCUUCGUUCCCGGAAUCCCCUUGCUCCUCGGCCACUCUGUACCCGUCGCAGCCCCUCAGCUGCCAGGCCUGUUUGCAUUUGGGACAAGAACUCACCGUCAGAGAGAGACUCUCGCUUCAUCACACUGCGCCAGCGAUCUCUGACGCCACGGGACGGGGAGCUGCGUCAUGUGAUGCGGCUAAGGCGCCAGGCCCCAGGGGCCCGGCCUGCCACCCCCUCUGGGUUUGAGGAGGGGCUGCCUUCAUCCCAGUACCCCUGGGCCAUUGUAUGGGGCCCCACAGUGUCAGAUGAGGAUGGAGGUGACCCCAACUCAGCCAAUCCAGGCUUCCCACCUCUGGGUUACACCUUUGUUUCACCACAUGGGAUGGCAACGGCACAACCCAACUCCCACUCGCUGCUGCACAAUGCGGGCCUCAACCUGCGGGAGACCCCCGCCACGCUGAGGCCCUUCUUGUUUGGGCCCCGGGGGGAAGGUGUGGAUCCUCAGCUGUAUGUUACUAUCACAAUCUCCAUCAUUAUUGUCCUAGUCGCCACUGGGAUAAUAUUCAAGUUCUGCUGGGACCGUAGUCAGAAGCGUCGUCGUCACUCUGGCCAGCAGAGUGGGGUGCAGCAGCAGGAAAGUCAGCAGCCACUCACAGACCUGUCGCCCACCACAGUCAGCAUCCUGGGACCCUACGGAGACACACUGGUCCCGACACCUGAGACAGAGGAGUCCAGGCAGGUCCAGGAGGGUGUAGAGAAACUGGGGGGCCAGGGGAAGAGCAGGACCUUCCAGCUCAACCGGAUCCCACUGGUAAAUCUGUGAGAGCAGCGGAGCUGGCUUCCACAAACCCUCUUGUCACAUCCAGGGAGUGUUCUUUUGCCUCUGCUACACCAGGAAUGAUUUGCUUGUGUCACAACUUUCCACCACCAUCAUUAACUUAACCAUCCCAGGAUGUAUUCGGGCAAUGGACAGACUGGGCCUCACUGGUCCCAUGCUGCGGGGGAGAGGAAGCAUGGGGGUAACCCACAAGAUGGGGUGACAAGGGAGUGGGGGGCGCAAGAGCAAUUGGUGUUGUGAAAUCUAAACCUCCUGACCCUCCCCCAACAUAUACACACGCACUUUGAUCUCUGAGGAUAACCCACCAGUGCAUGCCUAACAUGGGGGUAGGGGAGGUGGAGAGGCGAGGUCCUACCCCCAGUCCCAACCCCUCUGUUUGUUCCUUCCUGUGUCGUGUGCUUUGAAGUGUCUUCCGAAUAGCUGGAGCUCCGUGGUUGCAGAAUUCCCAGCCUUAGGCAGGGAUUCCGAUGGGGGUGGGGGGUGUCUUCUGCUAAGGCCUUGAUCUCUCCUGAGGGACCCAGGUGCUGGCAGCAGCUACUGGUGGGUGUUGGGAAGACCUCACUCAGCACCUGCCCCCCCCUUCCCUGCGGGAACCUUGCCUCUCCCUCUGUCAGUUCUGUCUUUUUGUUUUCUCUUUCUCCCAAUGCUCCUCCUUCUCUCUCUUCUCUCUGUCUCUUCCUCUAUCACCCGGUCAUCAUCAUCAUCUCUCUCUCACUGGGAAAGACUGCAGAAUAGUUUCCAUGCUUGCCCUGCUUCCAGGCACUCAGAUCUUUUGGACCCCACCUCACCAAGAUUGGUCUCCACUCUAAGGUGAUGUUUUCAGAAAGCUUGAGGCAAAAUCCUCUGGCCAUUUUGUAGUUCAGGAAGUAUGAAAAACAAGCCUGAGCAAGCUAACUGCCCUGCAUACAAUCCUGAGCAAGUCUUUUAUAGGGCUACUGCAAAAGCAGUUGAAGCAUGACACGUGGAGAUGGAUGGCUGGGAACUGGGGCCAUCCAUCUAGGUGUUGGGUGGGGAAGUGGCUUGGAUUUAACAAAGGUCUGAUGAUGGUUUCAGCUGAGCCUUCUAUCAGGACCCAAGCAUCCCAAAUGGGGUGAGGAAAGGGCAGCGGAGGCAGUGAAGGACUGAUGCCAUGGGACAGGCAAAGAGGGGACCCACCCUGUCCAUGUUGCAAAAGGGAGCAGUUCAGAGGCCACAUAUGGGAAUGUUUUGAGGUGCUAUAUACCAUUCAGUUACUCCUGGACUGCUCCCAGCCCGUCAGACAGCACUUGUGAGAGACAGAGAGAAGGACAGACAGAGGUGGGAUAUUCACAGGUGAUACAAUGGCUAUGUCGUCACUACCAGAAAAGGUGUGUUUGUACAAUCCUAGUGGAGACAAAGCUCUGGAGUCUCUGUCAUGAUGGAGCUAGUUCAGGUCAGCUAUUGGUUGGGGGUAUAACAUUAACCUCAUCUACCUAUCUUGCAGUAAAAAAUGGCUGUGCCUUGUCCCCACUAGGAUUUUACAGUGAGCUAGCCAACAUGAGAUAGUCAUCUUGGGGUAAAGAAACCACUUUUUUUUUUUUUUUUUUU
Molecule: messenger RNA, 2793 nt
Organism: Trachemys scripta elegans
Lineage: Eukaryota; Metazoa; Chordata; Testudines; Emydidae
Gene: PIANP
Product: PILR alpha associated neural protein
Exons: 7
Coding region: 1-1212 (403 amino acids)
Biological process (GO): regulation of immune response
Cellular component (GO): membrane
Source: RefSeq, a predicted model, not a curated record